AAUUGAAAAAUUCCAAAAAUCGAGAAAGAGAGAAGACCAUCCUCGCCGCACCGCUUGAGAGUCACUCCCCUCCCCGGAGGAGAACCAAAUUCACCAUUAGCUUCUUCUUCUCCUUCUUCUGUUCUCUCACUCCAAAUUUUGAAACCCUAAAAUCCUAUUCUCCUUUGAUUACUUCACGUCUCUAUCGGAAUUUUUAACGGCGAGGAUUUUGACGUAUUCAGGUGUUUCCGACGUCUUAUUUUGUUUAACAAUAUGACGUCGUUGGCUCUGACUUCUCCUCCCGCCGUUAAGAUUCCUUCGUCUUCUUCGUCUCUCUUCUCUCGUUCCUCGAUUUUAUUCAGGAACACUGAGUCUCGCUCCCGCAUCUGCGUUUCUGGUUACACGAAAUGCAAUUUGCCCAAGGCGCUGAAUGUUGGAAACGGGAACGCUCGUGCUCCCAUCAUCAAUGAGACGACAAUUCCAAAGUUCUUUGAUUCUUCUCGGUUGGAGAAAUCAGUCAGUAGAAACAAUACCAAGCUCAAGUUGUUCUCUGGUACUGCUAAUCCAGCUCUUUCUCAGGAAAUUGCUUGGUAUAUGGGUCUGGAACUUGGGAAGGUUAGCAUAAAGAGAUUUGCUGAUGGAGAGAUCUACGUUCAGCUGAAAGAGAGUGUUAGAGGUUGUGACGUGUUUUUGGUGCAGCCUACUUGUACUCCGACUAAUGAGAAUCUCAUGGAGCUAUUGAUCAUGGUUGAUGCUUGCCGAAGAGCAUCAGCUAAGAAAGUAACUGCUGUGAUUCCGUAUUUUGGAUACGCAAGAGCUGAUAGAAAGAAACACAAGUGGCAUUCAGAGACGUAUGAGAUUCUAUAG
Molecule: messenger RNA, 846 nt
Organism: Camelina sativa (false flax)
Lineage: Eukaryota; Viridiplantae; Streptophyta; Magnoliopsida; Brassicales; Brassicaceae
Source: RefSeq, a predicted model, not a curated record